Messenger RNA from Notothenia coriiceps (black rockcod), 2690 nucleotides. RefSeq names its product RNA polymerase II associated protein 3 (gene rpap3). The transcript is spliced from 18 exons. Gene Ontology annotation, cellular component: protein folding chaperone complex. The record is from RefSeq and is a predicted model, not a curated record. Gene Ontology annotation, molecular function: protein binding. NCBI's taxonomy places the organism in Eukaryota, Metazoa, Chordata, Actinopteri, Perciformes, Nototheniidae. Bases 136 to 2154 code for a protein of 672 amino acids.
CUCGGCUGUCAUGGCUCCGAACGUAAACAGAGAGUUAUAAAUACCGACACAUUUUACUUUAGUAUUUAGCCAAAUUAACUGCAGGGACAUUAUAACUAUAACUGUCAGGCAGAGAAACACGUCACAGGGAGAAACAUGUCCGUGGGAAACAAAGCUAUUGAGUUACAGCUCCAGAUGCGGCAAAACGCGGAGGAUCUGCAGAGCUACAUGUCCGAGCUGCAGAGCUGGGAGACGGACAUCAAGAAGAGAGACGAGGAACUGAGGACCGGAGGACUGCAGCAGGACCAGAAGAAUCUCCCACCUGUGCGCAACAUAGACUACAAAACAAAAAUGAGGGAAAGAAAGAAGAAGAAGAAGAAGGAGGCAAUGAGCAACGGAGACGCCAAGGCAGGGGAGUCAAAGGACGCCUCCAGGAUCAAAGCAUACGACUAUAAAUCAUGGGACAAGUUUGACGUGGACCAGGCUCUGGCAGAGAUGGAUAAGGAGGAAAGUCCUGCAGAGUCCAAUGAGUCGGACUCCGAGUCGGAAGCUGACCGGGUCAAAAUGCUGGCUGAGAAAGAAAAGGGUAACGCGUUUUUCAAAGAGGGAAAGUACAACGAUGCUGUGGAGUGUUACACCAGGGGGAUGGCUGCAGACCCCUACAACCCUGUGCUGCCCACCAACAGAGCCUCCUCCUUCUUCAGACUGAAAAAGUAUGCUGUGGCAGAGUCCGACUGUAACCUGGCCAUCGCUCUGGACAGCAACUACUUCAGAGCGUAUGCUCGGAGAGGAGCAGCGCGGGCUGCCCUGAAGAAAUAUGAAUGUGCAUUAGAAGAUUACGAGAUGGUUCUCAAGCUCGACCCAGGGAACAUGGAGGCACAGAAUGAAGUGAAACAUAUCACAGAGACUCUCCGACAUCAGGCGCCUGCCGUCCUGAGUGAAGCCACACAGGAGGCCCCCACAGUGGCCCCGGAGCAGCAGGAAGGACAGGGGGAGGAGAGGAGACAGGAGGAGGAGGAGGAGGAGCAGCAGAGGCGACAGGAGGCGGCUGUACAAAAGGACAGGGGGAAUGCUUAUUUCAAGGAGGGGAAGUACGAAGCGGCCGUGGAGUGCUACAGCAGAGGCAUGGAGGCGGACAGCUUGAACGUGCUGCUGCCCGCCAACAGAGCCAUGGCCUUCCUCAAGCUUGAGAGGUAUAAGGAGGCGGAGGAGGACUGCACCAAAGCCCUUUCUCUGGAUAGAACCUACACUAAGGCUUUCGCCCGCCGGGCCACUGCCAGAGCGGCUCUAGGGAAGCUGCAGGAGGCCAGACAAGAUUUUCAGGAGGUGUUAAAACUGGAACCAGGGAACAAGCAGGCCCUGAACGAGCUGCAGAAACUCCACAUGGGUGCGGCCCCCAGUGGCCUGCUGCAGACUGCAGAUGGCUCACACAGGAGAACCGUGGAGCCCAUAGACAAGCCAACACAUCUGCAGUCAGCUAAGCCUCUGCGCAGGAUUGAGAUCGAGGAAGUGAGUGGAGAGGUGAAGGUGUCUGAGGGGGAGUCAGAAGGGUCCAAGCUCCUCAUCAAGGAGGUGAUGAAGGAGGCUGAGGACGACUCCUCUCCACUGUCCACCUCACCCAGCGCUAAAGUGAUCAAGAUGGAGGAGCUAGCAGACGUCCCCUCGCUCCCUGAGAGCAAUCUGUCUGUCCAGAAAUCCUUCUCUCCACCACGUCACUGUGCAGAAGGAAGAGUUCCUUCUAACGGACCGAGCAGACAGCCAGCGCAGCAGGAAGUGGCUCCUCCUCCGUCAGCAGCUGACCUGCCCCCCCCACCCACCAACAGCUUCCAGCUGGAGGCCGACCUGCGCAAGCUGGGACAGCAGCCGGAGGUCAUCUACAGAUACCUGAGGCAAGUCAAACCGGAGGCCUACGCAAGCAUAUUCCAAAACUCCCUGGAGCCUGACAUUCUCAAUCAGAUCCUGAACACACUGCAUGGGUUCUAUAUCAAGCAUGAAGAGGCCUCCCUCACGCUGCGGGUCCUCAGCACUCUGGCCAGCCUGCGGCGCUUCGACAUGGCCGUCAUGUUCCUGUCCUCCCCGGAGAAGAAAGUGCUCAAAGAGCUGUUCCACUUCCUGCACCGAGCUGAGCUGGAGGCUCCCUGUGUUGCAGCGCUGCAGAAGAAGUACGGGGUGUGACGCUGAUAAAACCUUUCAUUUCAACACUCAUUUUUAAAGCCAACUUAAUCAUUCAGCUUCAGUCUAAUCCGGACUGAAUGUAUAUUCAAUUUGCUUUCAUUCAAUUGGAUUGCUGUGAUAUGAGCCUGUGGGAAAAUGACCCUAAAUCUAUUCUUUCUCUCCUUACAACACUGCGCUAUUAAAAGUUGAAAGUUCACAAAUGGUGGUUUAUUGUUCUGAACAUGGUGUGUUCGAGUGUUCAAGCUGAUACAGUGAAUACCAGUGUAGUAUCCGUUUACUAUGUCAUUAUGAAUGAUACCUACAUCUGCAACUUGACUGUCAAAAUGAACAUAUUUCACUUUUUGAAAACUGAUUUCAUAAAUGUAUAACAUGUGAAACUGUUGAAAAAGUGAGUCACAUAUUUACAUUUUAUAGUGGAUUAUACCAAAGGCAGAAGAGAUGUUUAUGAACAGGAAGUGUGGAUAUUGCUUGGUCUCUGUGAGUACUUUAUUGUCCUGUUCUGGGGAAAGCAACAAAUAAAGGUGUAUUGACAGGUG